ACGCCUUUUCUGGGCUAUGCCUCCAGGCCAGCUGCCCGCAGGCAGGACGUGGUCAUCCCAAGUGAGCGCAGAGAGGACCCCAGGACCCCACUGGCUGCUCUGGGUCUGCCCCUUGCUGCCCCUCGCAUCUUCAGCUGCUGGGAGAAUGCAGAGUCCGCCCGCUGGUCAUUGUGAGCGUUCGGAGUCGUGGGAAUGCCCUGCUCACCUCUCGAGAUGGCCGUCAGGACCCGCUUCCUUCCUUCUCUUCGCUUCCUCGCAGGACCGUUGACUCCAUUGUCUUCUCUUUUUCCUGCGGAUGUGUCGUCUCCCCUGUUCCCCGCGGUGCCUAUGGGGGUCUCGGCACACGGGGAGGGCCAGACAGCGCUGAGACCGGCCGGAAGAUGCCUGCCAGCCGCGGCGACGUUUCCUUCUCUGGCGUCGGCUGAAACGUCCAGCGUUGUUGACACGUGAAGUGUAUUUGUGGACGUGUCCUUGCUGGCCUGGCUCCAGGGUCCCAGGAGCGAAGCCUCAGCAUCUGCAGCAUGGACCAGCGAGGGCCGCCUGCCCCCGCUCCGGAAGAAAGCGAAGUGAAAUACGACACUAACAACAACGAAGAGGAGGACGGAGAGCUGUUUGAUUUUGACAGCGGAGAUGAGAUUCCAGAAGCAGACAGGCAAGCCCCGGGCGCCCCCACGGAGAGCAACGCAGGAGCCGCCUCCGAGGCCAGUGCUGCCCCUGAAGCCACUGCCGCCACCGGGGCCAAUGCCACCGCCGAGGCCAAUGCCACCACCGGGGCCAAUGCCACCGCUGAGGCCAAUGCCACCACCGAGGCCAACGCCAGGGCCGACACCGGCUCAGGAGGUGAAAGCGGGUCAGGAACAGACACAGCUGCACCGGUGGAGCCGACUAAACUUGUGGCCCCAACCAGAGUCAACCCCUACUCCGUCAUUGACAUCACGCCCUUCCAGGAAGACCAGCCCCCACCCCCAGACCCGGAGGCCGAGGACGAGAGUGUGAGCCUGCACGUGCCCAGCGGGUACUCGGUGCCCGUGCCCUGUGGCUAUGCCGUGCCCUGCAGCCUGCCCCUGCUCCUGCCGGCCUACUCCAGCCCCGUCAUCAUCCGUGCCACGUCUCUGGACGAAGAAGCAGAAACCCAGGAAGUCGCAGAAGACAGCCAGUUUAAUUCUCUAAGUUCCGAGGAUCCUCCAAACAGUGAAGAUCGAGGCCAUAAAGAAGACAGCGCCCUCGCCCGAUGGGUUGCAGAUCCGGCCAAUACCGCGUGGAUGGAGAAUCCAGAAGAAGCCAUUUACGAUGAUGUGCCAAGAGAAAAUUCAGACUCUGAACCAGAUGAAAUGAUUUAUGAUGAUGUUGAGAAUGGAGAUGAAGGUGGAAACAGCUCUCUGGAAUACGGCUGGAGUUCAAGUGAAUUUGAAAGUUACGAAGAGCAGAGUGACUCGGAAUGCAAGAACGGGGUCCCCAGGUCCUUCUUGCGCAGCAACCACAAGAAGCAACUUUCCCAUGACCUAGGCCGUUUAAAGGAGCACUAUGAGAAAAAGAUGAGAGACUUGAUGGCAAACACGGUGGGCGCAGUAGAGAUCCAGCAGCUAAAGCAAAAACAUGAACUGAAGAUGCAAAAGCUCGUGAAGGCUGCAAAGGAGGGCACGAAAGACGGGCUUGAGAAGACGAAAGCCGCCGUGAAGAGAGGCCGCUCCUUCAUCAGGACCAAGUCUUUCAUUUCUCAAGAUCACAGAUCUGGCCUGGAAGAAGAGCAGAACGUGUUCAUUGAUGUGGACUGCAGGCACCCGGAAGCCGUCUUGACCCCCAUGCCUGAAGGUUUAUCUCAGCAGCAGGUCGUAAGAAGAUACAUCCUGGGUUCCGUUGUCGACAGUGAAAAGAACUAUGUAGAUGCUCUUAAAAGGAUUUUGGAGCAAUAUGAGAAGCCGCUGUCGGAGAUGGAGCCGAAGAUCCUGAGCGAGAGGAAGCUGAAGGUGGUGUUCUACCGUAUCAAAGAGGUGCUGCAGUGCCACUGCCUGUUCCAGAUCGCGCUGGCCAGCCGCGUGGCCGAGUGGGACGCCGUGGAGACCAUCGGAGACGUCUUCGUGGCCUCGUUCUCCAAGUCCAUGGUGCUGGACGCGUACAGUGAGUAUGUGAAUAAUUUCAGCACAGCUGUGGCCAUCCUCAAGAAGACAUGUGCGACUAAGCCGGCUUUUCUCGACUUUUUAAAGCAGUGCGAGGAGUCGAGCCCGGACCGCACCACACUCUACAGCCUCAUGAUGAAGCCCAUCCAGAGGUUCCCGCACUUCAUCCUGCUGCUCCAGGACAUGUUGAAGAAUACAUCCAAAGGACAUCCCGACAGGCUGCCCCUCCAGAUGGCGCUGACGGAGCUGGAGACGCUCGCGGAGAAAUUAAAUGAAAGAAAAAGAGAUGCUGACCAACGCUGUGAGAUUAAGCAGAUCGCGAAAGCCGUGAACGAGAGAUACCUGAACAAGCUUCUCAGCAGUGGAAAUCGAUACCUCGUUCGAUCUGACGAUAUGAUAGAAACAGUUUACAACGACAGAGGAGAGAUUGUUAAAACCAAAGAACGCCGGGUCUUCAUGCUGAACGACGUGCUGAUGUGCGCCACGGUCAGUGCCCGCACCUCGCACGACACCAAUGCUGUAAUAUCAACCAGCCAAAGGUAUUUAUUGAAGUGGAGUGUUCCUCUUGGACACGUGGAGGUCAUCGAGUACGGCAGUAAGGACGGCGCAGGAGAAAACAGCAGGUGUCCGCCGGUGCACCCGCCCGAGAGCCUGGCCGUGGUGGCCAACGCCAAGCCGAAUAGAGUUUACAUGGGGCCGGGACAGCUGUAUCAGGAUUUGCAAAACCUGCUGCACGACUUGAACGUAGUCGGUCAGAUCGCCCAGCUGGUCGGAAACCUUAAAGGCAACUAUCAGAACUUAAACCAGUCAGUCGCCCACGAUUGGACGUCAGGUUUACAAAGACUGAUUCUGAAGAAGGAAGAGGAAAUCAGGGCCGCCGACUGCUGUCGAAUUCAGUUGCAGCUCCCGGGGAAGCAGGACAAGUCUGGGCGGCCCACUUUCUUUACAGCUGUGUUCAAUACCUUCACGCCCGCCAUCAAAGAGUCUUGGGUCAACAACCUACAGAUGGCCAAGCUGGCCCUUGAGGAGGAGAACCACAUGGGCUGGUUCUGCGUGGAGGAUGACGGGAAUCAGAUAAAGAAGGAGAGACACCCUCUGCUCGUCGGGCACAUGCCGGUGACGGUCGCCAAGCAGCAGGAGUUCAAGAUCGAAUGUGCCGCCUACAAUCCUGAGCCGUACCUGAGUGCCGAGGGUCAGCCGGAUGCGGCUUCCGCGGCCCACGGUUUCCUGUGGAUCGGAAGCUGCACCAGUCAAAUGGGUCAGAUUGCCAUCGUCUCCUUUCAAAACUCCAACCCCAAAGUCAUCGAGUGUUUCAACGUGGAGUCUCGCAUCCUGUGUAUGGUCUACAUUCCCGCGGAGGAGAGGCACCGGGAGCCCGGCACGGCCUCGGAGCCCGAGAGUGCGGCCGUGAGGGCGUCCGCUGUUCCCACCAUCUGCUUGGGGACGGAAGAAGGGAGCAUUUCCAUUUACAAAAGCAGUCAGGGCUCCAAGAAAGUGCGACUCCAGCACUUCUUCACUCCCGAGAAGUCCACCGUCCUGAGCCUGGCCUGCAGCCCCCAGAGUCUGUACGCCGGCCUCGUCAACGGGACCGUGGCCAUCUACGCCAAAGCCCAAGAUGGGUCCUGGAAUUCCGAACCUCAAAAAGUGAUCAAAUUAGGCGUCCUGCCAGUUAGAAGUCUGCUGCUGAUGGAGGACACGUUGUGGGCGGCUUCCGGAGGCCAAGUGUUUGUCAUCAGCGUGGAGACUCACACAAUAGAGAACCAGCUCGAGGCCCACCAGGAGGAAGGCAUGGUGGUCUCUCACAUGGCCGUUGCCGGCGUGGGGAUUUGGAUCGCCUUUACGUCCGGGUCCACACUCCGCCUCUUCCACACGGAAACCCUCAAACAUCUCCAGGACAUCAACAUCGCCACCCCGGUCCACCACAUGCUGCCAGGGCCCCAGCGGCUGUCCGUGACCAGCCUGCUCGUCUGCCACGGCUUGCUGAUGGUUGGCACCAGCCUGGGUGUCGUGGUGGCCCUGCCCGUCCCCCGGCUGCAGGGGAUCCCCAAAGUGACCGGAAGGGGCAUGGUGUCCUACCACGCACACAAUGGGCCUGUCAAGUUCCUGGUCGUGGCCACAGCUGCCCUCAAGACAGACAAGGACAAGCCCAGGGACAGCCCGCCCCCCGGCGUGGACCCCCAGGAUGAAGACCAGAAGGACGCGCUCCCCAGCGAGGGGGCCGAGCCCGGCCUGAGUCAGGGCAGCACCGACGCCAUUUGGCUGGGGGGUUCGUUGGGCUCCAUGACCCACAGAAGUGAUUUCUCAUCCUCGUCCGGGUCCCUGACGCCAUCCCAGGGCUCCGGCUCCCUGGAACCCAGGUCCGAGGAGAGCAUCAUCUACGACCUCCUGCGGCACCCCAACAUCUCGCCGAGUAGAGGGCGGCGGGCCAGGAAGGCGAAAGCCAGCUCUGUGCUGGUGGCGUGCGGCGGCCAGGGCCACCGUCGGGUGAGCAGGAAGGCCAGGCAGCAGCGCCCGGAGGAGCUGGCCUCCUCUGUCAUGGUCUGGCAGAUCCCCCUGCUCAACGUGUGAGCUGAGCACCCGCUUCCCGGCGUCGGAAUCCAAAGUCAAGGAUGACUUUUCUGCCAAGUCAGGUCACCAGAGUGAUUUAGGCCGUGUCUACACUGGUUGAGGGUAAAUUAAAAACCAUCCUUGGGGAAGAAAAGUGCAAUAUCAGGAUGGCGGCAUUUUCCUGCCAGUUCGUUGCUUCUCCUGCAGCAGCAGAACUGAGUACAAACACUUGUGAAGACGGCAGAAGAUCAGAAGAUCAACGCUGGGUUUGAGUCCUCGUAAGUUCUGGGAAGAGACAUUCUGGGUGAGCUCUGCAGUCCGUAUAUAUAAAUACGGAAUGCUCCAGACCUAUCCUGUUACUUAGACCAUUUGCAGACUAAGAACUUAUGGGAAAAUACAGCAUAUUCAGUAGUGUAGGAAUUUAUUAACAAUUUUUAAAAUAAUUCUACAUGAUUCAGAUUCACUGCUUUUAUUUAUAUUGUAUAUCUUUUAAUUCCAGAAUAGAAUUUGCAACAAUGAAGAAAGCCAGGUAACAUGCACCAGUCCAGAGGGUGUUUCUGGCUUUCUGAUGUAAGCUGGGUUUUCCAAAGUGGUAUAAUAGGUGUAUUGUAUAUUUUAACAAAGUAGUAUUUUUAUAUUGCAUUUUUCUAUUAAAAAUUAACAGUUAAUAUUUUAGUCAAUAAAUUAUCUGUAACAUUACCCAAAUAAUGUUUGCUUGGAACCAAAAUGCUCAUUACUCAUCAAUGUCUAGGCUCGAGCGUCCACGCCAAAAUAUUCUUCCCUUCUUCUAUUCAAUAGUGUUAGUAUCCACGUUAGAAAAGGAACGUUUAGUGUUGUAGGAAAUGGACGGGAAGUGUCUCAGUUGAUUAUUUCAUGGUCUUUCUUGCACCUGUUGACCUGCAACGCUGUGUCUGUUUUUGAAUAUGCCUUCUGAACGACUCGUGGUGCUAGUCAGUGUGGCUGUGCCAUUGCUGGCGGUGGGACACAGGCCAAGACAGGUGACGCUCUGGUCAACACAGCCCAUCGUUUUGACGUCCCUUCGGCAAGUGCACAUAGAGCCAGCCCACAUUGAGGUGCCUGAGCAAUUGAUGAGUUCCCCUAUGCUCCCGAUACAUUUAUUUAUCAGUGUUCUACUUAACGGAGGGUUAAAAAAAACUAAUGCAGGUGUUCCCUGGAAGUAAAUUUCUCAGCACUUUACAGAUGACUAAAAUGCUAAUUUUAAAACUUAGCCAAAUAUUUUCCAAGGUGCGUAUCUGUCCACUUGUGAAAGUAAUCCCUCCCCACGCUCUCUUAAACUGUUAGCUGCUAUCUUAUUUCAUAAAUAAAGUCUUUUUAUUUAAAAAUACAA
Molecule: messenger RNA, 6012 nt
Organism: Equus caballus (horse)
Lineage: Eukaryota; Metazoa; Chordata; Mammalia; Perissodactyla; Equidae
Source: RefSeq, a predicted model, not a curated record